This is a messenger RNA of Penicillium soppii, 204 nucleotides long. RefSeq lists its product as uncharacterized. The record is from RefSeq and is a predicted model, not a curated record. The transcript is spliced from 2 exons. Lineage: Eukaryota; Fungi; Ascomycota; Eurotiomycetes; Eurotiales; Aspergillaceae. The coding region runs from base 1 to 204 and encodes 67 amino acids.
AUGGGUGCCCUCCUCUCUAUUCCCCUCUUGGCUGUGCCGAGUGUUGGUACAUUGGCUAAUCUGGUAUCUCUGAGUAGCUCAUCACGGUCGCAGGAUCAUGCUGUGGAGCAGCGACAUGCUCUGCAGUCUGCAGUGCCUGCGGAAAGUUCCAAAACAGGUGCCAUUCACUCUCGAUCUAGUGCGGAGAACCUCGGACUAACGUAA